AUGGAGAAUUACCAUAAGAUCGAGAAAAUUGGCGAAGGAACGUACGGUGUCGUCUACAAGGCUCGAGAGGUGAACCACCCAAACCGUGUCGUGGCUCUGAAGAAGAUCCGACUCGAGGCCGAGGACGAGGGCGUCCCCAGCACCGCUAUUCGGGAAAUUUCCCUUCUUAAGGAAAUGAAGCACCCGAACGUGGUUCAGUUGUUUAAUAUUGUAUAUGUUGACGACUGCAAGCUUUAUCUUGUCAUGGAGCUCCUAGACUGUGAUCUAAAGAAAUACAUGGAUGCCCUACCUGUCCAUGAGGGCGGUCGUGGUAGAACUCUGCCGGACGGGUCAAUGAUGAGCGCCAACCUGGGUCUAGACGGAGCUAUGGUGAAGAAGUUCAUGGCACAACUGGUCGAGGGUAUCCGCUACUGCCACAGCCACCGUAUUCUGCACCGUGACUUGAAACCACAGAACUUACUUAUUGAUCGGGAGGGAAACCUGAAGUUGGGCGAUUUCGGACUGGCGCGCGCCUUUGGUGUCCCGUUGCGGACUUAUACUCAUGAGGUGGUUACCCUUUGGUAUCGCUCUCCGGAGAUUCUGCUCGGUGGACGCCAGUACUCCACCACAGUUGACAUGUGGUCUGUUGGAGCUAUCUUCGCGGAGAUGUGUACUCGCAAGCCACUAUUUCCUGGUGACUCGGAAAUUGAUCAGAUUUUUAAGAUCUUCCGUCUCCUUGGCACCCCCGAUGAAGAGAUCUGGCCUGGUGUUGCCGCGUUUCCAGACUACAAGCCCACUUUCCCAAAGUGGAGGCGCUCCCCAGCUCCACUGGUCCCAGGAUUAGACAGUGCUGGCUGCGAGCUUCUGGAGGCUCUGCUCGAAUAUGAUCCAGCUCAGAGGCUAUCUGCAAAGCAGGCCUGCAUGCACCGUUACUUCCGCAACGGCAGCUCAUUCUAUUCCAGCCGCACCCAGGGCAGUGGCUAA
This is a messenger RNA of Aspergillus lentulus, 963 nucleotides long. RefSeq names its product cyclin-dependent kinase. Gene Ontology annotation, cellular component: cyclin-dependent protein kinase holoenzyme complex; cytoplasm; nucleus. NCBI's taxonomy places the organism in Eukaryota, Fungi, Ascomycota, Eurotiomycetes, Eurotiales, Aspergillaceae. Gene Ontology annotation, molecular function: cyclin-dependent protein serine/threonine kinase activity; cyclin binding; ATP binding. The record is from RefSeq and is a predicted model, not a curated record. Gene Ontology annotation, biological process: G1/S transition of mitotic cell cycle; regulation of gene expression; regulation of G2/M transition of mitotic cell cycle.